AUGCCAAGACACAGAUUACAGGUUUAUUAUCCUGCAGUGAAGAGGAGGCCAUCACCACCAGAGGACCAAAAUGUGAUAUCCCUCCGCGGCGCAGCGCCCCCUAGAGGCCUGCAGGAGGAUCAUGAUGUGAUAUUCCUCCGCGGCACAGCGCCCCCUAGAGGCCUGCAGGAGGACCAUGAAAUGAUGUCCCUCCGCGGCACAGCGCCCCCUAGAGGCCUGCAGGAGGACCAUGAUGUGAUAUCCCUCCGCGGCACAGCACCCCCUAGAGGCCUGCAGGAGAACCAUGACGGGAUACCCCUCCGCGGCACAGUGCCCCUUAGAGGCCUGGUUCAGACCGACAGCCCUAACUUCCUGUGCAGCAGCCUGCCGCAGCACUGGAGGAGCAACAAGAGCCUGCCCAGGGUCUUCAGCGUGGUUGCCCUGGGAAACGACGUUCCUGACGGUGUUGUUGUCGUGGUGAUGGCCGGGAAUGAUGACAACAGCAGGGCGGAGCUACGUAACGCCACGGCAACCAUGAAGCAGGGACACGCCCACUUCACUGACCUGCGCUUCAUAGGGCGCAGCGGCAGAGGUGAAAACACAUUGAUAACAAUUAGCAGAG
Molecule: messenger RNA, 601 nt
Organism: Notothenia coriiceps (black rockcod)
Lineage: Eukaryota; Metazoa; Chordata; Actinopteri; Perciformes; Nototheniidae
Source: RefSeq, a predicted model, not a curated record